Messenger RNA from Gryllus bimaculatus (two-spotted cricket), 585 nucleotides. The record is from the annotation of a GenBank genome assembly. Lineage: Eukaryota; Metazoa; Arthropoda; Insecta; Orthoptera; Gryllidae.
AUGACACAAAAUCAAGAGUUCCUGGUUUCGAGCAGUUACAUCGGAGUGAUUAAUCUCGAUCGCGGCGCGGGCGGCGGAGGCAGCGGCGGCGGCGACGAGCGGCUGGGCGGGCGGCUGCGCCUGCGCAGAAGCGACAUGAGCAACAUCGAGAGGGCGCGCGCACGCACGCUGCGCAUGACCAUCACCAUCGUGGCCGCCUUCAUCUGGUGCUGGACGCCCUACGUCGUCAUGACGCUUUGGUACAUGUUCGACCGCGAGAGCGCCAAGCAGGUGGACAGCCGCGUGCAGGACGCCCUCUUCAUCAUGGCCGUGUCCAACUCGUGCAUGAACCCGCUGGUGUACGGCUCGUACGCGCUCAACUGCCGGCGCGAUUGCGCCCGCUGUUGCGCAUGCGCGUUGCGCCCCACGCCGCCCGACCCGCUCAUGCGCAAGUCCACCGUGGGCUCGGCGACGCGCAGCACGGCGGCCCCCAACGGCAACAGCCUGACGACGGCGGCGGCGCUGGGCGUGGGCGUUUGCGCGGGCGCGGGCGUCGGCCGAACGCGCCUCCUCCCCGACGUGCUGCCGGCCUACAGACAGGUAUGA